GGCGGGGACUUCGGGAAGUGAGGGUAGAGCAGCAGGCCAGGGUGGCCCAGAGAGUCAGGGUGGCGGUGACUCAGCGCACGGCAUGGCCUCGGGGGAAUCCGUGGACCGGCUGCGCGACGAGGCCCGCUGCCCUGUGUGCUUGGACUUCCUGCAGGAGCCAGUCAGCGUGGACUGCGGCCACAGCUUCUGCCGCGCCUGCAUCUCCGAGCUGUGCGACAAGGCAGACAGCGCCCGCGGUGGCGUCUACGCCUGCCCCCAGUGCCGGGCCCCCUUCAGGCCCUCGAGCCUGCGGCCCAACCGGCAGCUGGCCGGGCUAGUGGACAGCGUGCGGCGCCUGGGGCUGGCGGCCAUCCCGGCGGGGGCGCGGCGGUGCGCUCGACAUGGGGAGCCGCUGAGCCGCUUCUGCGAGGAGGACCGCACUGCACUGUGCUGGGUGUGCGCGGCCGCGGAGCACCGGGGCCACCGCUCAGCGCCGCUGCCCGAGGCGGCUGCGCGUUACCAGGUGAAGCUCCGGCGGGCCCUGGAGCAUGUGCGGAAGGAGCUGGAGGAGGCCUUGGCACAGGAGGCCAACGUGGGAAAGAAGACCGUGAUCUGGAAGGAGAAGGUGGAAGCACAGAGGCAGCGCUUCCGGCUGGAGUUUGAGAAGCACCGUGGCUACCUGGCCAUGGAGGAGCAGCUGCAGCUGCGGGGGCUGGAGGAGGAGGAGCGGGCCACGCUGCAGAGGCUGCGGGACAGCAAGAGCCGGCUGGCACAGCACAACAAGGCCCUGAAGGAGCUGGCCGAAGAGCUGGAACAGCGGUGUCGGAGCCCAGAUCUUGACCUGCUAGAGGGAGUAGGAGGAGCCUUGAGCAGAGGUGAGGCCGUUGCCCCACUGGAGCUGGAGACUGUGCCCAUGGAGCUGAGGACCCUGUGCCGCAUCCCUGGCUUGAGGGACAUGCUGAGGAGGUUCUGGGUGGACAUCAAGUUGGACCCUGCCACGGCGCACCCCAGCCUGCUGCUGACCGCCGACCUGCGCAGCGUCCAAGAUGGGGAGCACUGGAGGGCCGUCCCAGGCAACCCUGAGCGCUUCGACACGUGGCCAUGCGUGCUGGGCUUACAGACCUUCUGCUCAGGGCGCCACUACUGGGAAGUGGCCGUGGGCGAGGGCGCCGAGUGGGGCCUGGGCGUGUGCCGGGACGGCGUUGCCCGAAAAGGGGAGCACACGCCGUCCCCUGAGCAUGGAGUCUGGGCCGUGUGGCUGCUGCGGGAAGACGAAUACCUGGUGCUGGCCUCGCCCCCGGUGCCCCGUGCGCGCCCUUGGCGGCCCCGCUGCGUGGGCGUGUUCCUGGACUACGAGGCGGGGGAAGUCUCCUUCUAUGACGCGCCCGCCGGCGUGCACAUCUACACGUUCAGCCACCUGUUCUCAGGCGCGCUGCGGCCCUACUUCUUCGUCUGCGACCGGACUCCGCUGCUCCUGCGGCCUCUGAGGGACGUGGGCGCCGGGAUGGGGCCUGCCUGAGACCGGGGACUGUCCAGCCCUGGCUGCGCUGGUCCUGCUGUGCAACCCUCACCUCCAAGGAAGCUGUCCGGAGUGCUGCGUGGAGGAGGACGGCACGGGGUGGAGGCUGCAGCUGCGGAGCGGCCUCCCCAGGCCCACCAAGCCAAGGCACUGAGCGCGCUGCCUGAGGCGUCACCUCUAGAGCUCCCUUAGCCUCCCGGGCCCUGCCUUACCUUGUUUGUUGACUGACUGACCUGUUGCUUGGCACUUCUUGUUGCUGACCCUCCGCUCGCUCUCAUGUCCGGCUGUGAGAUGUGGAUCAGGAACAGCCGGGUGCAGCUCCCGCACCUGCCGCCUCCUCUCGCCUCUGAGAUCCCUGAGUCCGGCAUUACCCACGCUUGGUGCCCGCGCUUGCCCUGGCUUCGUACUUCACCUGGUCGCAGCUUUAACGUGGGAACUCUUCCCGUUUCGGGUCAGACAGGCCCUAAACCCAGAGGCAGGAUGGCUGCUAAGCCCUCAGUCAGCUGCUGGUUCUGGCACCUGGGGCAGCCACGGCCCCUCGGAGAUCUGGUUCAUGUUGAAGGUCUCAUGGUCAGCCUUCCCAGGAAAUGCUGAGCAGAAGGA
Ochotona curzoniae (black-lipped pika) is the source of this 2101-nucleotide messenger RNA. RefSeq names its product tripartite motif containing 58 (gene TRIM58). The record is from RefSeq and is a predicted model, not a curated record. Gene Ontology annotation, molecular function: zinc ion binding; protein binding. NCBI's taxonomy places the organism in Eukaryota, Metazoa, Chordata, Mammalia, Lagomorpha, Ochotonidae. The coding region runs from base 83 to 1498 and encodes 471 amino acids. The transcript is spliced from 6 exons.